GCAGUCAGUGGUGGGACUGAGGCGAAGGAGGGAGGAAGAAGCAGGAGUAGAGAACAGAGGAGCACAAAAACAGAUCAUCGCACGGCAAAAUGAGCAAGAGGCCGCUGAGUGAAUAGGAAGGGAUUACAGAAGCGCAGGAUUUGGAAAAAAAGAGGAGAGGACGUUUGACUGAAGACUCUUUCUAUCUGCUAACCCUUCCUGUCACCCCCUCAACUCCUCUCAGAGACUCUCUCCUCUCCCAUGGCGGUCUCCUCAGAGAAGGAUGGCACACUCUGACCCAUCCUCGGCUCGUUUUCCUGUCUCACUUUCCUCCCUCUGAACGCCUUCGUUCUGCUUCUCUGCUCGGGUUCAUUCCAGGAGGUGAGGAGUAAGAGGAGGGGAGGCUGACCUCUCCUCCCCCCUGCUUCAUCCCCAACACACACACACACACACCUCCUCACAGGGCCCGAGGGAGAGCAGGAAGCCGUCUGAUGACUUUCACCCACUACACCCUGGGUAACCGGGCCGACUGAAGCUCCAUCCCGCUGCUCCCCGUGACCCGGACUCCCGCUCCCAGAGCGGAGGGCAGGAGGAACCCGGGGGGGGGGAAUCAUGUUUGGAUUAAAGUCGCCACACUUCUACCUUCCAGGUAUGAACAAUGAGUCCAAUAAAUCUCCAUCAUUAGGAAUGAUCUCCACAGCAACUCGCACCACGGCCACAGUCAGUCCCCUCAGCCCACUAACCAAUGGGAACGCAGCUGCCCAGUCUGCAAACUCCGGAUUUGCUGCCGCUCUACGUAAACUGGCCAAGCAGGCCGAAGAUCCCAGAGUUUCUGCCCUCAGCUGUGAAUCGUCUCCAGUGUCUUCACCAGGCACCAGCCACCCGUCGCCGGCCGCCACCCCUAAGCGGGGCUCGUUAGGGCCCCUCUUGGGCCAGAGCAGGGGCCACAGCGUACCAAACAACCCUCCCGUGGUCACCAUUGCCCCUACCAAGACCAGCAACGGCCAGUGGAGGGCUGACCGACGACAGGUUGAGUCCGGUGCUCAGGGACCGAGUAGGGAGCGGGUGGGAGUGGAGAGCGCCCAGUUGCAGCAGGAUAAGAGGACGCCCCCCGUACCCCCGCCUCACUCGCUGGCUCAAUCCUUUGGUCGCACUCACGGCAACAUCAUGCAAGACCCUCGCUUGCAGAGCAUUAGCUUACCGGGCCAGAUGCACGCCAUGGUUCCCUCGGGUGCAGUUCCAGAGGAAUACCUGAGAGCGCUCCGGCCUUUCGCCACCUCUGACGAUCUCAGGCUCACCUCUCUGCCCCUGAGUCUCGACCCUGCCGCAGCCGCGCACGCAGCCGCUGCAGCCGCCUACUAUCACCCCGCCUACAUGCACCACCCUCUGUCUUUACAAAGCAGGAUGGAGGAGUCCCUUUGUCUUUCUGCACUGCGAUCGCAGUUCUACUCUGUGCCUGCAGGAGGUGCCUUCCCUCCCCUUCACCCCUCGGCCCUGCAGUUGCACCUACCUGGGGGCCGCUACCCAGGAGAAAUUAACCACGCUGCGUUCUCUGAGAGGCUACAGAUGGAGAACGAGCUCCGCCAGCGUGAGAGAGAGCAGGAGCGAGAACGAGAGAAAGAGAGGGAGCGCGAGGCCGGGCUGGAGCGAGAGCGGGAGCGGGAGGAGGAGCGGGAGAGGGAGCUGGACAGACAGAAGGAGAGGGAGCGCGAGGCCGGGCUGGAGCGAGAGCGGGAGCGGGAGGAGGAGCGGGAGAGGGAGCUGGACAGACAGAAGGAGAGGCAGAGGGACAGACAGCAGCAGAUGGUCCGGGCCGCCGAGAGUCACUACCUGGCUGAGCUGCAGGCUCGGAGGGCGGCGCCGCCGGAGGACCGGGCCAGACCCGGAGAGCGACUGACUCCCACCAGGCUGGAUAAAACCAAAGAGUCGGACCAAUUAAGUUUCCCAGCCCCUAAACCUGUGGCCCUGCAGCCCGGACAUCCCUCCUCCAGGGCCUCCGUCCCGCUCCCGGUGCCCAGCCUGCUGCCGGCUCACCUGGGGAAGCAUCGGGCUGCUGCCUCUGGGGGCAUCCACGAAGCUCUGGUCGCUGCCAUGAUGACUCAGAGGGCGAGCGAAGAAGUUUGGUUGGCGCGCCAACGAACACAGGGACAAGAGCGGGACGGCCCCCUGGAGGUGGGCCUCAGGUCCCCCGGGAAAGGUGUGGAGACGAGAAGAGACGGUCACAGAAUCAAUUCGGUCUACCACCACCCAGGCAGCAAAGACGGCCCCCUCGGAGCGCCGCCGCCGCUCAUCUCCCCUAAAGGUCCUCACCACCCCCCCGCUCCGCCAACAACACUGUGGAACCCGGCUUCCCUCGUAGACACACCCGCAGACUCCCGGCGAAAAUUCAGCGCCCCGACGCCACCGACCCGACCCCCGCCGGGACUGACCCGGACCCUGAUGAGCUGGGGAGACGAUGGAAGCAAGAGGACUCCCAAAAGCCCGGAGAGGUGUCCGCCGCUGAGAGGGGUGGGCUUACUGGAGCCAUGGAGCCGGGCUGAGACGGACAGAGCCCUCCACACCUUGUACCCCCCGCAUCACGGCAGUAAUCACCACAAACAGCCUGUGCCUCCGUCUGCCCCCGCUGACCAGGGGUUUCAGUACCAGGCGGGCCCUCCGUCCCUGAUCAGGGAGCGCCAGACGCCAGCGGCGGACAGCAUGUUGGUUUACGACGAGGUUCUCCAGCAGCACCGGCGGCUGCUCAGUAAGCUGGACCUCGAGGAGAAGAGGAGGAAUGAGGCCAGAGAAGGAGGUUAUUACUAUGACCUGGAUGAGUCAUAUGAUGAGAGCGACGAGGAGGAGGUAAAAGCUCAUCUGAGGAGGGUGACAGAACAGCCCCCCCUCAAACUGGACACGUCCUCUGAGAAAGUGGAUUUUUUGCGUUUGUGCGGUCUCACCACGCUGACCCAUCGGGACAAAAUUCUGGCUGAGAAGAGGAGGAAGAGGAGGAGGAUGAUGAGAGAGCGCAGCCUCUCCCCACCAGCCGUGCAGAGCAAAAGAAAGAUCUGUUCACUUUCAACACCCACAGCUUCUCUAACCACCCAGUACUCUGCCGAGCAGAUGGACAGCGCCCCCGAGCUGGAGGAGAAAAAAGACUUCCUCCUUAUGUUCAACCUCAGCCAUGUCAGCCCUCAGCAGAGGAGAGAUAAGGAGAGGACAGAGGAGCUGCUGAGAGCUAUUCAGAGGAAGACUGUGACAUUAGACACACUCAAAUAUAAUCCUCUGCCGCUCUGCAGAGGUCCUGCUGCUCUCUUAACUGGGGACUCUGCUACAGCUCCUCUGCGGCCUCAGUCAAAUGGACACCUGUACCCAGAGUCCCCCAGUCCCUCCCCUCCCUACUCACACAAGCACAGGCAGAAUGACACUCUCAAACCCUCGGUGGACUCCCAGGUCCCCUGCAUCCCCCCACCAUUAGCCCCCCAUCAUGAAAAGUCUGACACAACAGAGGCUCAAUCAAACAGCAAGCUCCAGGUCCUUCAGAACAGCGCCGGCCUUCAGAGAAAGGAGCACGCCGCGGUGCUGAACGGACAGCGCCGGCCCUGGGAGAGGUUCACGCCGGAGGCUUUUGCUCAGCGCUUCCACCAGGCAGUGCUGCAGUCCACACACAGCACACUGCAGAACAAAGGAGUCUCACACUGUGCCACAGAAGCUGGCGGAAAAUCCGAACGCUCGCUGCCUCAGAAUAACCCUCAUCUGAAGACUACGCACGCCACUCACACCGCUCAGCAUGCGCACCUCAACGGCCACCAUUUCCACCUGCCCGCAGCAAGCCAAGAUGCUCCGGCUCUCCGGGAGCGCCUGUCCGACGAGGAGGAGGAAGAGUCAGACGAUGAGGAAGAGGAGGAGGCUCCGAGGAAGUGGCAGGGCAUUGAAGCUGUUUUUGAGGCCUACCAGGAGUACGUGGACGACUGGAGCAUCGAGCGGCAGGUUCUCCACAGUCAGUGCAAAAGACUUGAAGCCCAGAAUUACAAUCUGACCAGGACUGCUGAGCAGCUUUCUCUCACUAUGGGGGAGCUGGUGAGUCAGAGGCAGAAAGUGAGGGAGGAGCGGGACAGGCUGCAGGCCCAGCUCGAGCACUUCAGGAGGUGUUUGACACUGCCGAAUGUUCACUGGGGCAGGAGCCAAGUCAACGGGCAAGCGCCGAGGUGACCUUCGAAAGAGACCGCAUCACCCUGAAGGAACCGCGACGAGCUCGUCGGGCCGGAGCCGGGCUGCUCGCCUCACCUCGAGGAGCUGGACAUCUCGUCUCCUGUCCGGCCUGUCAUUGAAAUCCACGGCAUCCAGAGAGUCUGAUUAAUGGAUGGGGAAACAACCUGAGCUCAUAUCAUCGAUUUAUACUAGCAAGCACACGCCAGGAGACUCUCGGGACGGCAGCGAGACGGGUCAAGCUCUUCGGUGAGGCUCGGGUCAAGGAAUCAAAGUUCACCUCAGGCCUUAAAAACUGACAGGAUGCACUUGAAAUCGAAUUAGAGUAAAUACUUGACAGUCGUCGGCGUCAGUUUGCAUGCUCACAAAAUGACCUACAGGACAAAUGAAGCUUCUAAAGUAUAUUUAAUAGCAAAAGGGUUUCAGCUGAGGGUGUGUGUGUGUGUGUGUGUGCGUGUGUGUGUGCGCGUGUGUGUGUGUGUGUGUGUGUUUUUUUUAUUCGUAAUGGUUCUUGUGAUAGAUGGAGAGUUUUGUAAGUUUUACUGCUUUAACUUGUGAGAAAGCCAUACGCUUUGGUGGAACUGCUGCUGGUCAGGAUAAAAAAAAACAAAAAACUGUUUAGUAAAUUAUGAACACUUGAACCGUUGUAUUUUGACAAAUAAAAAAAGUUUGGGGGGUUUAAAAGAACCACCGCUAUCAGAACAGGACAACUAUGGGUCACUGAGACUGUCCAUAUGAUUUUGUCUGAGGAUCAAUGAACUCAUCACAUUAAAGUAGUUUUCUGACGGGCCGUUUGUGUGGUACUUUUGGACAUAUCCCAGAUUAAUUACAGUGAGCAGGUAUUUUCAACGCAGUGUCUAAUGAGACUUGACGGCUCAUGAGAGACAUGAAUAUCAAAAUCUUAAUUUUUUUUAUGACAGACUAAUGCUUCUGUUCUAUUUUUUUUUAAUAUAUACGAUUUAUUUUUGCUCUAUCCACAUCAAUUAUCGUCACAAAAAAGACAUUUUUUGUUUCAUGUACUACAAUCCUUUUGAGCAUAAGACGCAGUAGCAUUUCCCUACCGGUUCACCUGACAGCUCCACUCAGUCACCUCCUCAAACCUGCUGAGAAAUCUUGAAUAGUUGCUUCAAUCAGUUUUUAUGUGAACGUAUUGUUUGGGCUGUAUAACUGCAAUUAAUUAUUUAUUACCACAUAUUGGUGUACAUUCCGACGGAAAUUUACAAUAAAAUAUUUGUAAAAAUGU
This is a messenger RNA of Fundulus heteroclitus (mummichog), 5407 nucleotides long. Its product is annotated as genetic suppressor element 1. Bases 592 to 4167 code for a protein of 1191 amino acids. The record is from RefSeq and is a predicted model, not a curated record. The transcript has 17 exons. NCBI's taxonomy places the organism in Eukaryota, Metazoa, Chordata, Actinopteri, Cyprinodontiformes, Fundulidae.